AUGGCAGCAAUUCCAACAGUCGAAACCGGUGUUCCUGGUGAUCAUAUCAAGACUCCACGCAUUGGUUUGGAAUGCAUGCCACUGAGCGGCACCUAUGGAUCAGUAGUUGAUGCCGAAUCACUCCAACUGCUCGGCCAUGCACACAAGGCAGGCUGCACCCUGUGGGACACCACCGAUCUCUAUGGUUUUGGCCACGAGUUCACAGUACCAGAACUGGGCGCAGACGUAUCAUUCAGCUCUCAGAUCACAGGCAUCCGUGGUGGCCUUGAGUAUGUGCGUACCUCCAUCGAGGGCAGCCUUAAGCGCCUCGGUGUAGACAGAAUCGGCCUCUACUACCAGCACCGCGUCGACCCAAAUACACCUAUUGAAAAAAAACAGUGGCUGUGA
Linderina pennispora is the source of this 387-nucleotide messenger RNA. Its product is annotated as Aldo/keto reductase. Gene Ontology annotation, cellular component: cytoplasm. The transcript has a single exon. The record is from RefSeq and is a predicted model, not a curated record. Lineage: Eukaryota; Fungi; Kickxellomycota; Kickxellomycetes; Kickxellales; Kickxellaceae. Bases 1 to 387 code for a protein of 128 amino acids.